GGUGGCUCCGCGUUCUCCCGGAGGCGCGCCCCAGCCGCCGCCAACAUGGCCGAGACAAGUGAGGAGGUGGCGGUGCUGGUGCAGCGGGUGGUGAAGGACAUCACCAACGCCUUCAGGAGGAACCCGCACAUAGAUGAAAUUGGACUGAUCCCAUGUCCUGAAGCUCGGUAUAACCGGAGUCCCAUAGUCCUGGUUGAAAACAAACUUGGUGUGGAGAGCUGGUGUGUCAAGUUCCUUUUACCAUAUGUCCACAACAAGCUCCUUCUAUACAGAAUGAGAAAGCAGUGGCUGAACAAAGAUGAAUUGAUAGAUGUCACAUGCACCCUGCUGCUUCUAAACCCAGACUUUACCACUGCAUGGAACGUGAGGAAAGAGCUGAUCCUCUCUGGCACUUUAAAUCCAAUUAAGGACUUACAUUUGGGAAAACUGGCCUUAACCAAGUUUCCGAAAAGUCCAGAAACGUGGAUUCACAGGCGAUGGGUGCUGCAACAGCUAAUUCAGGAAACCUCCUUGCCUUCCUUUGUGACCAAAGGAAACUUGGGAACAAUUCCUGCAGAAAGAACACAGCGACUAAUACAAGAAGAGAUGGAGGUCUGUGGUGAAGCUGCGGGGAGAUACCCAAGCAACUAUAAUGCCUGGUCCCAUCGGAUCUGGGUUUUACAACACCUGGCCAAGUUAGACGUCAAGGAAUAUAAAUUAUACCACCUUCCUAGAGGACACAUUGACAGCAUAUAUCAGGAGCCUCACAGAGUUUUUCUCUUUGUCGCAAUUCUUCUUGAUGAACUAUCUUCUACUAAGCAUUGGGCAUCCAUGCAUGUUUCAGACCACAGCGGAUUUCACUACCGCCAGUUUUUGAUAAAGUCUUUGAUUAGCCAAACUGUGAUAGACAUUUCUGUAUUGGAGCAAAACCCUUUGAGGAGUGAGCCAGCCCUGGUUCUUCCAAAAGGUGAAGAAGCAGCAGCUUCAACAGAGGAACCAAGGAUUAAUCUUCCCCAUCUUCUAGAAGAAGAAGUUGAAUUCACCACUGAUCUCAUUGAUACCUACCCAGGACAUGAAACUCUAUGGUGUCAUAGGAGGCAUGUCUUCUACCUUCAGCAUCAUUUAAAUGGGAGAUUUUCUCAUAGCAUGACCCAGUUGUCACCUACAGACAGCCCUGGGGGGACUUUGAGUGACUUGCACCUCAUCCCAGCAGGCCCCUGCACGUCUCAGGCGAUGGAGGUGGAUGGACUAAAUGACUCUAGCAAGCAAGGCUAUUCCCAGGAAACCAAACGCCUGAAGCGGACCCCAGCUCCAGACUCCCUAGGCCUAGAAAUGGAGCACAGGUUCAUUGAUCAAGUAUUGUCCACCUGCCGGAAUGUAGAGCAAGCCAGGUUUGCCAAUGCAUAUAGGAAAUGGCUGGUUACUUUGAGUCAAUGAAAGAAGUGGAUGAGUCCUGCAAGGUUCCCCUUUUAGUGCAAUAUUACUUACAUAGUUGCAUGGACUGUUUGCUAUUAUUGGCUAAACAUAUGUUCUUCAUAUUUAGUUUAAAAAUCCUUAGUAACUCUUUCAUUUAAUUUAUUUUGUUAAGAACUGGCAUUCCCUUUGGGGAUAAAAUAAUUGCAUAGUUCCUUCCUGCUGAACAAUGAGUCUUAAAUUUUUUCUUUUUAAUUGUUCAUCCUUUAUAUUUCUACAUGUAGGGCUUCUUCUUUUUUGCUUCUCCUUAUUGGUUCAUACACACUCCCACCUCAGUGCAACUGCUGCAUAGGCUAAUUUUUUAAAAAUUAAAAAUUUAUAUUGCAGUUUAGCUUAAGAUUAACACAAAUGCAAAAUGACUUGAUCUAAUUGUUUUGAGAAACAAACGACUAGAUGGACAGAUAUGUGAAAAUACAAAUCAUUUCUCUUUCUCUAACAUUGUUCUACUCAAGUUGUAGACUAACAUAACCAAAGUCAGAAGUAUUGGGAUUUAUAUGAAAAACAUGCUUCCGUUGUAAUCUGUUUUUAAAAUGGUUAUUUAGGAAAAAAACAACAACUAAUUUUAAGAGUUUAUGUAAUUACAGUACUGGAAAAUUAUUUUUAUUACUAGUUUUGAUAGGUUAUUUUUACCUCAAAUUUGAUAUAUGCCAAAAACACUCAAGUCAGCCCUAUAAAAUCAAUUUUUUUUCCUAAAAACCUGGAAUGCCAUUUUAGUUAUUACUACUUUGCUUUUUUCCUUCCAAAUUCGCUGAUAAAAAAAUGAGAGAAAUAUACAUAGAAAUACAUCCAUAAAAUCUUCCUUUUUAAAAAUAUAUUUAAGUUAUUGAGGGUACACUGGAUAAACUACAAAAUUUUUGUGAAGUGACUAUUAAAAGUUUACUGGCAAAAGCCAGGAGGAAAGAGUAGUUUUAAAGAUUAGUUCUUUAAUCUUUAUUUUAAAAAUAAAAACAAAAAAUCUUUGAUACUGAACUUAUCAGGGAUGAGGUACCAAAGUAUCUACCUUAUAGCUGUAUCUUAUCUUUUUAAUAACAAGGGCUGGGAUUUUCAGGUUGGUGAUAACAGGGGUGGGAAAAGGGCCGGGUAAUGUCUGCUUUCUUUAAUGUAUUUACCUCUUUGUAAACGCUGUGUUUCUUCCUUCCCACAUACCUUUUUCCUUAUUUUCCCAAUUUGUUCCAUAUUUUUCGUCAGUUUCACUUUUGUAUUUUUCCUUAUCUGUCUUAUUUCAGGGAUGUGUACUAAAGAUAUUCUCAUCUCUGUCCUAUUUGCAAUGAAUUUCAUACCCCAUUAAAACACGCACACAGGAAAUAGGAAAUAGAGCUGCCCCUCUAAAAGUUCCCAUAAUGGUAGAAGCUGUUUGUUGCCCUAUAAAUGUGCCGAACAUGAGUAAUAAUGGCAGAAACAAGUGUGACCACCACUUUUGCCUUUUGUCCUUUUUACUUGCUAGGUCACCUGUAAGGUGGGGAAAAAUGUGUAAGGAAGGACAUACCUCUCCUAUCUCACUAUUUUAGAAACCUUGGACUUGACCUAGGUUCAUUGCCUUAAGGGGAAAAGAGAUGGGUCCUUUACUUGGGCAUCAUGAUUUUGUUGAGUGGCAGACUAUUGAACCGAGUAAGCCUUAAGGACCCCAGAAAAAUUGUCCUGCUUGGCCCCAAUAGACAGAAGCUGCUCCUCUCUCUGGGCAUAAAAAAAAUACAGCUUUUAUCACACUUAGGUGAGAAAAUAAUUGCCAUUGCAAACAUAAUUCCAUGACCCUUAUGUACAAAGCAUAUUUUGACUAGAUGUUCAUGAAUCAAAUACCUCAGGGUCUAUCUAGACCUCUAUGGAUCAAACCAUUCGCUUACAGUUUUUAGCUUCUGUGGAGGGGAGGGGAAGCAACAACACAGAGAAAACAUAGGAGACUCAGCCCAUUUCACUAAUACAUGUUACCAAACUCUGGCCUCAUUCAGUAUUACCUUUUUCUAAGCAUCAUUUUAAAUAUCCCAGCUUAUAAGGCUUCUUAACUUUUUGAUGUGAGAGAGCAUCAGGGAAUGAGUAUAGAUAAUACCCUAUGAAACAUCGGCUAAAUUUUUACAAUGCUUCAUGCUCUCAGUAUCUUUUUAUACCUUUCCAGAGUAUGUUGGCCAUCUUUGGUGUUGACUCUCUUCAUGUGUUUUAAGGCUCUUAACCUACCCCUUUCUGAAGCCAUUCAGUCCUUUAAUGUAUCUUGAUCACUUGUCUUCCUAAUAAGGUUUUAAGGAGUUAGUGAAAAUACAAAUAUCCAAAAGGAUACUGCUUUGUAUGUUAUUUUUGUGUGCCAUUUUAUUUCUAAAAUUUGCAUUUUCAAGUGUUCAUUAACAGAAAAAUGUAAUAUUGCCCUAUAUGGUUGUGUUUUUUUCCCUAAAUGGUCUACAUUUAAACUCACUAGUUAUAGCUUGAUAUCCCUUUGACUGAAUGAAUUCAUGCAAUAGAAAGGAUGUGUCUUAUUUUCAGGGGCUUGUUAGUCUUUUUUUCUUUUCAUAAAUAUCUAGUUGCUAAAAUGGAAGAGAUAGUUUAGAUUGACAAACAUUUCAUUAAACUUUCACUGGAACAAUAGUAAGUCAUCAUACCAUCCUGUGGAUUAAGAAUACUACUGACAAGCAAAAAGCAAUAAGAUUUGUAAAUAUCCAUUCUCCUUCUCCCCUUUUUUUUAAUUAUACCUAUUUUAGUAAUACAGUGUUUCCAGAUUCUACUGUGUGCCUUGCACAUGAUAAGGACUCAUUAAAUAUUUAUUAAAUUAAUGAAUGAUUAACUGUUUGAAGAAGGGAAAUACUGAUCAUGUGUGAUGGAUGGAGUGCGUGGAUGACUAAGAAAUUGAUGGAAUAUUGCAAUGGAUUGUGAGUGAAUGAUGCAUUCCAGUUACAUGAUACUUAGAGGGAACUAUUGCAUAUAGAAUAAGUUAAUUUAGAUUUUUUCCUUCAUGUCGUUGCCUUGUUUAAAUUUGUUUAAAUCCCAACCAAGAAAUGCAGUUCUAUAAUUGUUAAUUAACUGUACUUUAAUAUAUAUUAAAAAUUCAUCAAACUUCAUAAAACGAAUGCAUUUGCAUUAAGAACACUAUGGUUCAUUUAUGUCAGAGGACAUAUCUUGCCAACAGAGCCUCUCAGGCAUCUGGAGAAAUCCUUUGAUUUCACCGACUUGUAGAUCUGUAUCUCUGUACAUGGAUAGUCAUUUUAUGCUUCUCUUUUGUUUCCGCCAACUUGAACUGUGGACCUUUCAGAUACUUCUUAAACCUGUGUGAGACACUUUUUAAGCCUAAGGAUUUGAUACCUUUCUGUGUUUGCUUUUUCUUUUCUAGGUUUUAGCAUUUCAUUACCUCUUUAGAAGCUCUGGGCCCAGACUUUCAGUCAUAUUUCUUAUUCCUAUGGUACAGUUCUAAUUUAAAUUAAAGGGUUCAUUAAUUUCUAAAAGGAUUAAAUGUGUACAGGUUGCCACUAAAAAGCUGCUUGAAUCUUCAAAUUAAGGCUUAUUGGAUGAAAGAUGUAGAAACUAAAGUUCUUGGAUUUUUAUGUGGUAGCUGGUAGGAAAGCAUAUAUAGUAGACUUUGUGUGAUUUUGAUAUGUUCCGAUCAUGCCAGUUCAUGCUUGUUGAUUCUCGUGUUUGUUUGUGUGUGUGUGUGUGUAUGGGAAGAGAGAACUUUUAAUAUUGUUGCAAACAAAUUGUCAGUCUAAUAAUUUUACAUAGCACAAGAUGGUAUCUGACAUGGGCUAAAUACAGUUUAGGAAUGCAACUAAAUAUAAUUUAGGAGUGCAAUUACCACGGUCUAAUCUCUGUACCUUAACUAACCCAUUGCCAUCAAGUUGAUUCGGACUCAUAGCAGCCCUAUAGGACAAGGUAGAACUGCCCCAUAGGGUUUCCAAGGCUGUAAUCUUUAUGGAAGCAGAUUGCCACAUCUUUCUCCCAUGGAGAGGCUGGUGGGUUAGAAGUGCUGACCUUUCAUUCGCAGCCAAGCACUUUAACCACUGUGCCACUAGGGCUCCUCUCUGUACCUUAGUUCCCCUGAAUUAUAAAAGAUGCUAAAGGUUUAGUUAUAAAAGGAAGUAACAUAUGAUCUUUUUUUGUAAGAGGGUGUAAGUUUAGUUAUUUUGUUACUAGAAAAUUAUAUUUAAAAAUAGAAAAUUUGAACAACAUUGUAACAACUGACCCUUUUGUCUUGAAUGAAUUUCUCAAGGGGAACUACUGUGCAAACCCAGCACUUUACAGUGCAGCCGCCUCCCCAUGCCUGAGUGUGCUCUGUUAUGCUCCUGUUUAAUGGAGAAGUAUGUGGAGGCACAGGGAAGCUUAGGCAAAUUCAGUGUCAUGAAGGCAAUGUGCAGGAAAAACCAGACCCUGAGAAUUCUACUUACCUUUACACAGUGUCUUUUAACAAAUUAUUAUAUGUACUGUGUUAAUUUGAGUGCCUUUCUUUCUUACUUCUUUUGGAGCAAGAUUAUAUAUAAAUCUAAUGUUGAGGCAUAAAACAGAAUACUUUUGCUAAAUAGGCAGAAACAAAUCAUUGGAAAUUUUGUCAAACAGUUGAUGGUGAGACUCACUAUUUUAUUUAUUCCUCUUGCUAGGCAUGUGUUGGUCCCAUGGAGUAUUUUCUCCUUUAAUGAUACAGAUAUGAGCAGGUACAAUGCUUUGGUUUGCAUUUCAUUAAUUAUCAUUUUUAAGCUGCGUACCAAGAAGAAUUUUUUUUUUUUUUCCCAUGACAACUAAUUUUGAGGGGGUUGGAGACAUCCCAUUUAGAGGGCAGUGUGUGUGUAAUUACAGAUCAGCCUAAAGCCUGUGUAGCCUCAAAGGAGAACGGUGGCACUCUGCCCUCAAAGAAAGGCCAGUUGUCCUAGUGAGUCCUUGUCUCAGUUUAAGGAGCUUCCUUCUGUCCCAGAUUCAGGCCUAGUGCAAGACAGUUGAAAGGAAGAAAAAUGAGACUUUGUCCUUUCAAAUAUUGGAGGAAAAGAAGGAUAUACUGAAAUAGAAUUUUAAAUGUGGCCUUUUAUGUGUAGUGAGGGGAGGGAUAGGAAUUCCAUAUUCCAAGAUAGCAAAUAAUUUUUAAUUGUAAUUUCAUAAAAACAUAUAGCUAAAGAUUCCAAAGUGCUUUACGGAGAACUAUUGAAUAAUACGUUCCUUAAGGGCAACAAUAUGUCGUGCAGAGUGGGGACCGAAACCCAGUGUGUCACUUGCAGAUUUGGCGGCCUCAUGCUCCCAACUCUGACUUCUCUGCUCUCACCAGGCCAUGCUAACACUGUAAAACCAAAUUCUUGGCUUAAAAAAUACAGAGCAGUAGCAUAGCCUGCUGAUGAAACCUCAUGCUUCCAAGAAUAUUAGCUAUAUAUAGUUUGUGCUUUCUGGAUAAUAAUAUGGUCCACAGAGCUAACCCUGGCAUUUCUUUUAUUAGUCUGUCAUUAUUCCUCAGGGUGUAGAAGAUUUAGUAAAUUUAGGACAAAAAUUUUAUAUUCAUUAGCAAAAAUAUGCUAAAUAUAUUAUAGUUCUUAAAAUUUUAGUACAGAUAGUAUUUUUUAUAAACCACUACCAGUGCAGUAGCUAGUAGACUGCUCUGUUGCUGCCUCAUCAUAUCACUGCUUCUGUCUCUGCAGCUCUGCUAUGAUGUUCUCUAAUAUUUGUCUUCUAUAGAAAUGAUUAUCUCUAAUAUGUGUCUUCUGUGGAAAUGAUUAUAUUCCAUGUUUUGGCAGGGUAGGGGGUGGGGUGAUUGUAUUUUUGUUUUAGUUGUCAUCAAUCUCAAUUUUGUGAAAUCCUGUUGAGGAAAAUGCAUACUGUUGUUUUUCAAACUGACAGCUGUUUUGCUUCCUAACAUUUCAGUUUCCCUGAGAGAGAGUGCUUUAUGUGCAGACCCUGUGCAUUUGCAACACCUUGCAUAAUGCCUUGCACUUUGUAGGAAUUCACUAAGUCAGAGUAUUUAAACUAGAAAGUUAAAACUAGCUUAUCUCUGUCUUAUCACCAGUGGCCACACAUUAGUAGCUUUGGGAGAAAUAAAACAUUUUACAUAAAAUACAUAGUAAAUGAAGUUCAAAUGUGUAAGGCAUAAAUAUAACUAUACAACAUUGUAAGUGAAACUUAGAUACUUUUAGGGCGUGUCUGUGUGUAUGUAUAUAUGAAUAUAUGUAUAUAUACACAUUUAAAUGAGAUUUGGAGCUUGGAUUUAUAUAUUGGUUCUGCAAAGAGUUUUAUCCAAAGGGUUAUUUUUCUGUUUGUUAAAAUGCUCCUAUUUAAGGCAGUUUUCUUUAUUAGACCAACGCCCUCCAGCAAAGCUGGCAACCUAACACAAGUGCCCGUGUGCCUGAAUUAAUCAGACAUUUGUGUAAACUGCUUAUAUUCAGUCUUUGGUGAUUUAUGAAUCAUGACUUUCUGGGUUUUCUUCCAUACCUUUAGGGAAUCAGCCUUCAUUUUAUGUAUGGCAGUCCCUUUCCUCAGAGUACUAUGCAGCAUACUUCGGAAUGCUUAUUUAUCUUUAUAAAGUGAUGGAUAAUAAAUUCGAUGUUUUUUUUUUUCAAUAUCGUAGGGAUGUAUACCUUCACAUGUCCAAAUGUUGAAUCAUAUAGCAUUCUAUUAGAAAUACUCAUAUAUUUUCCUUCCUCACAAUGUCAUCUUGUAUUUGGAGCAGGUACUUUUUUCUUACUGGUUAACUGGUGAGUUUAGAGUGAGUGCAAUCAUAGUAGGUGCUCAAUAAAUAGUUGACAAUUACUCAAACAUCACAACUAACAGUGAGCUUUCAGAAAGGAGACUGUUACCACUUUUUCAUGAGGAGUAUAUUUGAUAGAGUAAUAUAUGUUUUAAAAUUGAAAAAUUAUAUCAUUUGACAUGAUUACUAGGCUUAUUUAGGGUGGAGUUAGUAAUGUAAUAAGAAUAUUUAUGUAGAACAUGGUCUUGAAGGUAGGACAUGUGAAAAGUUUAAGUAGUAUCCUCUUGUGCAAUGCACAUUAGUGAUUAAAUGUCUUAAUAAAUAGGUUGCUGAGCUCUAGAAAAAACUACUGUAAUCUUUAGCAGUCAGUUUUUGUAUUGGUAUCCAAUGUUACCUGGUUCAGGUUCUGUUUAUUUCUCCUUAAAUCUUGGUUGCUUUCCAGCGUCUUAAAAGUGAUAAUGAUAAAAUGUGAAGUUACUUUAAACAACUUUUACUUAUUCGUUUCCUCAGAACAUCUUUAAAAUGAGAGGGACAUUUUAUAAGUGAUAGAGUAGCUUCAGAAUCUGUUGAUUUGUGGCUUUCAGACUUUUUUUUAGCGCUUACCUGAUGUAAAAAGAUAAAAACAGUUUUAAAAAACAUUCCAACCUGAGCUGGGAGCCCACUGUGUGUGGUGUAAGUGUAGCUAGACAUUGCCUCCUGGAGAGGUUCUCGAUGCAUGACUGUGAUGAUGGCUUCUGAGGGAGGUGACCACUGCCGGUAUUGUGUUUUGGUAUUUGUUGUUCCUAAGACAAUAACACAGUGCACGCUAGAUUAAUUUACUGUUUUUGAGUUGGAAAAAGUAAAAGAUUAGGUAUUAAAAGUAUGCCAAGUAAUACAAAUGCUUUAAAAAAGGAGAGAAGGGGGGAAAAAGAUAAAAGGUCGUUGCUCUUUUUUUUUUUAAUAGCUUCUAAAAUUGAUAUUUUUUAAAAAAAAGUAAGAUUCUAGGACACUAGUUGGUAGCUUAGUUUAACACUGAGGGGCUUUAAUUUAAUGGAUCGUUGUCAGAUACUAUAUUCUGCUAUUUGAAUUCACCAUAUGUGUGAAUUUUACAUUGCUUAAAGAUUUUCCAAAACAUGGAAUGUUUAGGUAAGUUACGUUCAUUGUUGUUUUUAAGAUUUUCUUAUAGUUUGUUUAAAUGGACAACUUACAUAUAGGAUCUAUGGUGCAAGGUCAGAUUCUGGGCAUUAAAGAUAAGUUUGGCUAACUUAUUUUACUGAGGAUACUAAUUAUCUUCACUCUGAUGGCCCUGCUGUUUUUCUUAAACUAUUUCCCCCAACAUUGCUGUCUGCAUUGACGUUCCUUUAGCUCUCACUGUAUAUUAGUUGACUUUUUUUUAAGGAUUAAAUAUUUUGUGUGAAUUCUUCUUACAUUUCAAAUGUAGAGGGAUAAAAAUAAAUUUUGAAAUAAGGUGUGUGCAGAGUGUACUUACGGUGUUCUGAGAGUUGGUACUCCAGAGUGCUUGAAGUAGGGUGCUAAAUUCUAAAGCUAGCAUAAUGACUAUAGGUUAUCUAGAGCAGUGCUGUCCAGUAGAAAUAUAAUAUGACCCACAUAAGUAGUUUUUAAUUUUCUAGUAGCCACAUUUAAGAGUAAAAGAAACGGGGGGAAAUUAACUUUACUAUAUCUUAUUUAACCCAGUGUAUUAAAAAUACUAUCAUUUUAACAUGUAAUCAAUAUAAAAAAUUAUUAAUGAGAUAUUUUAUUCUUUUUUUUUUUUUUCUAUACUAAAUCUUCAAAAUGCAGUGUGUAUUUUGCAUUUACACCACAUCCCAGUUCUGACUGGCCACAUUUCAAGUGCUCAAUAGCCACAUGCAGCUAAGGGCUACCGAAUUGGACAGUGCAGAUUCAUAGGGUACAAAGUAUGAUUUUUUUUUUUUUUAAUGGGAGUUGGUGAGGUAGGCAUGAAAGUAUGGUACUUAUAAAAAUUACUUAGAAUAUUUAGAAAAGUGUCUAAUAGGAUUGCCCAGUCCAGUUUUCCUUUGGCUUCGUUUUAAAUUUGCUCUAGAAGUAGGAUCAACCUGUAACAAUUCGCCAAGCAUUAUUUAAGGAGGAAGUAAUUCCAUGCCAUGUAAAAUACCAUGAUACCUUGAUUAUAAAAACACAUUAUUAGCACAUUUUUUUCAAUUAUGUUCACUAAAUUCUGUUCUUUUUCUUCAGAAUAAUAACUUAAAUUGCAUGUUAAUUGUAUAUCUGUACCUAUUUUGUUUUUAUAUUAUUCUUAUAAUACAAUAAUGUGUAUCAACAAACAGCCCUAGAACUCUAAUCUUCCUAUGCAGCUGUCUUCCAGUACUUACUGGUACAGUUAUUAAGUUGUGAUAAGUUGCAGAAAAGUAUAAUGAACCAUUCUUUUUUCCAUUAGAUUUGUUUUAUCAUGUGACCAUGUAACAAGCCAACUAUAAAUUAUUGUAUUUCUGUAGAAUAUGGAAAAUAGUGUUUCUGUCUUACCUUUGCUAAUGUUUGCAAUUUCUAAAAUGAAUGUUAAGUGUGAUUUUAUUUUUACUCAUGUUACUGUUUUAAACUCAGCCCCAGUCUGCCAUGCUGUCCAGUUUAAUUGCUGUAUUGGUGGUAGGGGGGGUGGAGGUGGAAACUAAUGUCCAAGAAAAACUAAUAAUUGGAUUACCUGCAGUUGUAUAAAGAAUAAAAAAUGUGACUGUUCCUAGGAUAUACAAGAAAUAUCUUACAAAUGAUCAUCAAAAAGAAAUCAGAGAAAUUGUCAUAGUUGUCUUUAAAGUACAUUCAGGGUGACUAAUUGCCUUAGAAAGUCUUCAUGAGUAGAUGUGCUUUUCCCAUAUAUUUCAAAUGAAGAUGUAGAACAGUGAAUUACUCAGUUAUUUCAGUGUUGUAUCACACGUUUUCUCAAUCCUAAGUCUCCUUUCUGUGUGCAAUAAGCCAGAUACAGCAUUCUGAGUUACUUAAACGAUUUAGUAGAAUAGACUCUGAAAAGUAUUUGAUAAAGUGGAUUCUUCUGCUACUAAUAUUUUAAAGAUUUCAAAUGGUGUUUUGUGGGAGAGACCUUUAAAACUUUGUUCAAUGACUAUUUUAUGAUUAUAUUUUAAAGAAAGCACUGCUAUAACCUAUGUCUGUUUUUGCUAGGAAACAGGAAAUAGAAUUUAGUUUCAUCAUACUAAAGUACCACAAAUGAUAUUUAAAACCAGUGUUGACUAAUGAAGGGAGCUAGCUUUCUAUAGGCAGUUUUGAUUGAAUAAGUAAGCAAAUUAUGUAACAGGUUUGAAAACAAUUGAUAUUAAUAUUAGCAAAGUGAUUUCCUGGGAUAGUGCUUAAUUGGAUGCUUCUUGAAAUGAAAGAUUAAUAACAAAAGACGCAGGGUAAUCCACUAGCCAGUUAAAUGUAUUAAUGUGAUAAACCUUGUGUCAUUUGUCUACAUUUAGUAGAUAAUCACCACUUUUCUUGUGUUAGAAGCUGAAAUUUUUGCUUUUGGGACUCAAGAUUUAAAAAAGAAAAAAACAGUUUUUUUUAAAAAAGAAAUUUGAUGUCAUGGAUCAUCUGCUACUCACUCACUCAAAAAUGGCCAGAUUGAGCAUCAACUUUAUUUAAAAUAACAAGUUAGCGUGGGCCCUUUUCCUGUGAGAGGUGCAGUAUCAUUAUGUGUGUCCUGUGCUGCAGUAUGGGCAACAUUUUGUUCUCUUGAGCAUGGGGUUGCCAUGAGUCAGAGCUGACUCGACAGCAGCUAACAACAUCCCUCACACGUCAACGCUUACAAAAGGGUUUAAAUUUGACUGACUCAGGAGGUUAGAAAUUAAAUGAUAAGAUUUCUUUGGAGAGAAUUGCACCCCCUAGUGGAGGAAGGGUAAAGGUAAUUUCCCCCUCACCUUAAGCCUACUGAGAGGUUUCAAGAAGUCCUCUCUUAAAGCUUUGUUCUGUUGUGUGUGGGGUUGCCAUGAGUCAGGGACCCACUCGAUGGCAGUUAACAACAGUAGUUCAUGUAACCAAUUCCCUGUUGAUAGUCAUUUAGGUUACCAACUUAUUAUUAUCAGCAGUGCUACAUUGAACGUAUACAUGUCUUUGUGUACUUGUACAACUCAAAAAUGUCUGAAAUGUUUGAAUAUUUUACAAUAAACACAUCAGUUACUCUUGA
This is a messenger RNA of Trichechus manatus latirostris (Florida manatee), 12215 nucleotides long. RefSeq names its product protein prenyltransferase alpha subunit repeat containing 1 (gene PTAR1). The transcript is spliced from 8 exons. Gene Ontology annotation, cellular component: cytoplasm. The record is from RefSeq and is a predicted model, not a curated record. Gene Ontology annotation, biological process: protein prenylation. Gene Ontology annotation, molecular function: protein prenyltransferase activity. Bases 46 to 1416 code for a protein of 456 amino acids. NCBI's taxonomy places the organism in Eukaryota, Metazoa, Chordata, Mammalia, Sirenia, Trichechidae.